AUGUCUGACGACCUCCGCAAACAGAUGCUGGAACGGUUCCUGCACGCCCAGCGCAUCCUCGAACCCGACGCCCCGGACCUGCGCGGCAAACCCACGCAGCCGCCACCGCCGCUGCAACUGCCCGAAUGGAAGGACUACUUUGCGUGCAACGAAACCGUCGAGUUGCCGGCGCGCUCGUUCCGUUUCAACACCUACUACACGGUGCCGUCGCGCGCCGCGGUCGCGGCCGCGCGCACCGUGCCCGUGUUUGUGUUUCACCACGGCGCGGGCUCCUCCGCCCUCACGUUUGCGCCGCUCGCGCGCGAGCUCUCAGCGCGGCUCGACGGCGUGUGCGGUGUGUUUGCGUUCGACGCGCGCGGCCACGGCGACUCGCGCCCGCUCCCACCGUGCGAAACCGUCGACUACGCCCUGGAUGCGUUUGUUGGCGACUUCCACGCGCUGCUCGACCGAUUCCUCGCCUCGCAACUUGCAUCGCUGCCUCGAGAAAAAAUCUCGCUGCUGCUGGUCGGCCACAGUCUCGGUGGCAGCAUCUGCUCGUCGCUGUUCGCGCGGCUGGCGCCGCCAACGCGCGAGCGCGUCGUGGGGCUCGCCAUGUUCGACAUCGUCGAGGAAGCCGCGGUCCUGGCGCUCGACAAAGUCGACACCUUCCUGGCCUCCACGCCCAACUCUUUCCGCAGCAUGCCGGAGGCCGUGGACUGGCACGUGCAGCACGGGCUUUCCAAGACCCGCUCCAGCGCGGCCAUCGCCAUCCCCGCGCUGUUCCGCCAGGCGUCUUCGGGGGAAGUCGUGCGCAAGACCGACCUGCAGAUCUUCAGGCCCUUUUGGAACACUUGGUUCACCGGCCUGUCGCAACGGUUUGUCUCUCUUUCCACCAGCAAGCUCCUGGUAUUGGCCGGCAACGACAAUCUCGACCGGCAAUUGAUCAUCGGCCAAAUGCAGGGCAAAUUCCAGCUGGUGGUGUUCCAGAUGUCGGGGCACUUUAUCCAAGAGGACUACCCUGCGAAAACCGCGCUCACGCUCAUCGAUUUCUGGAGACGCAACGACUCGAAAACCGUGGUGAUAAAGACCAACUGGAAAAAGCACGACGCUUGA
Messenger RNA from Lachancea fermentati, 1092 nucleotides. NCBI's taxonomy places the organism in Eukaryota, Fungi, Ascomycota, Saccharomycetes, Saccharomycetales, Saccharomycetaceae. The record is from the annotation of a GenBank genome assembly.